AUGCUUUAUCGUCAGCAGCUCGCCGCUGAAGGACUGGAUGCGCACAAUUGCGAGCCACCGCCUGUUGCUCAACAAGCCGAGCCGACCGUGGCAGUUCCGUCUCCGACGCCUCAAGACCAGCACAAGUCGGAGUCGUUGAGCGACCAACUCGGGACGCACCUGAUCCUGACCACCGAGGCACAGAUCAGCCCUUCGACCAGCGACUGGCGCUACGACAGCUCCGAGGAGCAUAACGGAGAGCCUCCCGUCAAGUUCCGCUCGCCCCCUGAUAAGGCAGUACCCGAAUCGGGCACCUUCUACAAGUCUCUUCCGCUCAGUUCGUUGUGGCGCCUUGUCAAGUCGAAGGCAGCUGGAGGAGCCACCUCGCCACAAAGGCCACGCAAGAAAGACGCGCGCCAGACUGGAACGCUUCGCAGACCAAACACAAAUGCUUCCGAUAAGCCGGUGGUGGCACUAGCUGCAACUGCGAGCCAAGCAGAACCCCUGCAAAAGCUGACGACAUUUCAUGACGACGACCAUGAGCUCACAAUACCGUGCACGAGCCCAGACGUAGCCCUUCCAGCAGCGGUUGCAAAUCACGACCAUGCGGCGUGUAGCGACAGUGAAAUGGUACGCACAGCCGGCUCAGUUGUACACGAGCGCCUUGGAGCAGCACCCUCAGAAAUGAUGUACCAUAAGUCUUCCCCACCAGGGCAGGCGCCGUCUACCCCGAACUCAAAACAACUUGCAAGAGACCGCGAGAGAGCUUCUGUCGUAGUGGAGCAGUCACUUGGUCCAGAGCCUCAGGCUCUUUCGAGGCUGCGGCGUUUGCUUGACGACGAGCUGGUGGGUAAAGUAGGAGUCACCAAACCACCUUUAGGCGAGGAUGCAGCACCAGAUCCCGCUCCACUCUCACCGUCACCCUCACGGCGGUCAUAUGUGCGACCUUCCCAUGUGGUGACCAUGGUACCCAUGAAAUCCGAAAGUCCAUCAGCCACCCUGCUGCGAGCUGCGACAGAGUCUGCGGAUGCAGAGGGUCCACCCGGUUCCCAAGAACAUCCUGUCCCAGCGGAAUUGCCUAGAGGCGCUAAAAAGGGGAAAGUGUCAACACCAUCUACGAAACAGGGUUCCAGGUCUCCCCUCAAAGCCGACCAGGGUGCGACGAUGUCACCUCCACUUCCUGCAUCAGGUGGGGUGAAGGACAGUAUUUCCCCGGAAAGCGUCGGUUCACCAGAGCUUCAACCACCGCCGGCCAAACCAUCGCACCACAAAAGGCACCACGGUUUUCCCACCAGGAAGUCGAAGUCAAGGAAAGUGAACGCUCACCAGGUGGUGCUGCCGUCGCCUCAUUCGAAGGCCAAUAAGAGCAAAGCGGUGGCUCACAAAGCCACCUCUAGAGAAAAGACGCAGCCAGGAGCGGGCAAGCCUGCAGCUCUGGACAGCAGCGCGCUUGUCGCGCCAUCUGCUGAUGGUUAUCCGUUGGAGGAGUCUGCUUCACCGGCCAUAGGCAGCACGACGUCGCCACCUUGGAGUGAGUGUGAGGAACCGGAGCAUGCAAGCGACGAGCCUCACGUGCGAGAGAACACUGCCGCAGAGGAACCCAGGAGUUCCGACCACGCCAGCCAACUUGCCCUUCAAGACGGCGCCGAGCUCAAGGAAACGGCUGCGUCAUUACCCGUCGACGCGGCGCCGUCUGUAUUUAUAGCAGAGCUUCCUGAAGGACCUGCCACAGACACACCGACAUUCCAGGCUGACCUAGGGAGCCCCUGCGUCUGCGCCAGUGUCAGCAGAAAUUUACGUGGAUCGAGCUGA
This is a messenger RNA of Dermacentor silvarum, 1791 nucleotides long. RefSeq lists its product as uncharacterized. The transcript has 6 exons. Bases 1 to 1791 code for a protein of 596 amino acids. NCBI's taxonomy places the organism in Eukaryota, Metazoa, Arthropoda, Arachnida, Ixodida, Ixodidae. The record is from RefSeq and is a predicted model, not a curated record.